CCUUGCUGCUCAGCUGGCGGCAGAGAUGCGCUCGCCAGCAGCAGACUCGACAGAAACGCCUUCCGCCUAUCUCCCACUGCAGGGCCGCGGCUCGGUCUCACCUGGACCCGGACCAUCCGGCUCGGCCGGCCGUGGCGCUGGCGGCGGCUACACAGAGACGUACGCGCUGGCGGCGCCUGAUCCGCCGCUCCGGAAUCUGGCGCCGCUGAGCGAGCCGCCGAAGCGGAGCGCGAGCCCGGGCGCGUGGCUGAGCAGAGGCAACAACAGCAGAGGCAACAGCGCCGCGCCAUCGAUGCUUCCAGCGCGGCCGCAUCCGGACACAGUGGCGCUCCAGCUGGAGCUUGAGAACCUCCGCGACGACAUGCGGGUGGCAACGUCGGUCAUGACCGACCUGCGGUCGCGGCUGGGCUCGAUGGAGCUUGCUGCCCGCAACGACGCCGAGCUUCAGUCUGAGCUCCUGUCCAAGGUCUCGCAGCUCGAGCGCGACCGCGAGGUUCUCCGCUCCUCGCUGCAGCACCAGAUGCAGCUGGACCAGUCGGAAAUGUCCAAGCUGGCGACCGCAGUGGCACGGGUGGACGAGAACUCGGAGCGCAAGCGGCAGGAGGACUCGAUCUCGAUGUCACGGGUCCUGGACGAGGUCCGCACGCUCAAGUCUGCGCUGGUCCAAGUUCAGAUGGACGCGUCGUCACAGUCGAACGAGCUGGCGAACGUGGUCCAGCGCCUUGCGCUCGAUUCGAAGGACGGGCAGAUGCAGUUGCUCUCGUUUGAGGAACGCGAGCGUCAGAACCACAGCGCCGCUGCGGCGUCGGCGGCCUCGCUCCGUGACAAGCUCUCGGAGCUCGAGGCUGUCACCUCGGCGCUGCAGAUCGAGAUCCAGGACACCCGGCGGCGGGCGGCGGCACAGAAGGACGCGCUUGUUCUCGCCAUCGACGAGGUCAAGGGCCUUGUUAACUCCAAGGAGUCAACGCUGCAGAGCAAGAUCCACGACGCGGUCAAGCACCUGUCGGCCAUGGUCGAAAAUGCCGAUGCAGCGCGGGCGCAGGACGCGCAAGUCCUCCGGGCCGCGCAAGAGAGCGAGUCUAAGAUGGCGCUCGACCGCGAGGCGUACAACAACACCACUAUCUCCAACCGCUUUUCGCAGCUCGAGUCUGCGCUUCACGACGAGCAGGCGGCCCGGUCCAAGCUCGAGCAAGAGCUGUGGACUCACUUUGACACGCGCUGGCGAAAGAUGGAGGACGCAAACCACCAGGCAAGCCUGCUCCGCGCCAACGAGGAAAAGAUCUUCCGCGCCGAGUUUCUGGAGGGCCUGCAGACGCUGCGGGCGUCGGUGGCUGCGGUCGAGGAGGAGGCUCGCGCUCAGAUUGAGGGCGUGGAGGCACUGGUCCGCGCCGAGACCAAGGCGCGACUGCAGUCGGAUGCGUUGCACACCUCGCACUGGGAGAAUGUCAAGGCGCUGGUGGGCAGCAGCCCGAAAUGAUGGAGGCGCUGGUUCGCAACGCCGAGUCGCGGACAGCAUCGACCGUCGAGUCGCUCAAGCGCGCCAUGAACGAGGAGACGCACCGAAUCUCGGACGCCUAUGCCAAGGCGCAGUCGCAGUUUGACCUCUCUAUUGCUGGUGCGACCAAGCGGCUUGCGGCCGUCGAGAACAAGGUGACCGACGCCCUGGCUUCGCUCUCGUCCCAGAUCGACACGGUCCGACGCGACUCGGUCUCGUCGGUGACCCAGUGGAAGGACUUUAUGGAGGCGCAGCUGCUUGCGCUCGACGCCAAGGUCGCCCAGCUUGCGCCACAGUCGUCGCAAGCGACCAAGGCGCUCCGCAUGGCCAAGAUGGAGCUGGAUGCGUCGAUCAAGGCCGAGGGAGCGACCCGUGCCGAGGAGCUGGCCCGCCUCAAAAAGCAGAUUGCGCGCAAGUCGGAUGACACGCGACUCUCGUCGCUGCAGCAGAGCCAGACGGCAGCCAUGGCCGAGGUCCAGAAUCGGCUGGCCGAUCUUGCCAACUCGCUCUCGACAACCGAGAGCAACGUCUUGCUCAUCAAGAGUGAGUCGCUCUCCUACAAGCAGUCGCUCGACGAGCAGGCUCGCGUCACUGCCACUCUUCACUCGCAGUGGGAGGCUGCCAAGCUGGGUGAGGGGCGGUCGCAGCCGUACGACAACGUUCGGGCCGAGCGGGCACGAUCCCGAUCCCGAUCCCGAUCCCGAUCCCGAUCCCGAUCCCGCUCCCGUUCGCGGUCUGCACCAAAGUCGCGGUCGCGGUCGCGGUCGCGGUCGCGGUC
Molecule: messenger RNA, 2273 nt
Organism: Thecamonas trahens ATCC 50062
Lineage: Eukaryota; Apusomonadida; Apusomonadidae
Exons: 1
Coding region: 26-1477 (483 amino acids)
Source: RefSeq, a predicted model, not a curated record